Trypanosoma rangeli is the source of this 2934-nucleotide messenger RNA. Its product is annotated as RET1 protein. Gene Ontology annotation, biological process: RNA 3'-end processing. The coding region runs from base 1 to 2934 and encodes 977 amino acids. Gene Ontology annotation, molecular function: nucleotidyltransferase activity. The transcript has a single exon. The record is from RefSeq and is a predicted model, not a curated record. Lineage: Eukaryota; Euglenozoa; Kinetoplastea; Trypanosomatida; Trypanosomatidae.
AUGGUCAGCAAGUACCGUCGUCUGCUCCAGCACGACCCUCGUGAGGAGAAUGACCAGGUCGACGGAGAGAGUGAUGACAUGAAGCAGCAGCAGCAGGUGAAUAGCCAUUUACACAAGAACUCAGUGCGGAGUAGUGCUGCCGCUGCCGCUUAUGAUGAAGAUGAAGAUGAUGGCAUUAUCCCAGAUAACGUGCAGGAGGAAGCUGGAACGGAGGGGGAAGGAAGGCAAAAGGGGAUGAAAGAUAUUCACACAGCAGAUUGUGUCACAGGUGUGGCUGCCUCCCCAGCGCGCCGGUUUGGGAGAGGGCAAAAAGAGGGGAGUACCGAGAGAAUCGCAGUGAGGGACCCUGCGGAAGUUGCGUGUAGUCAUAUCGCGUCAAGGGGACUUCACACGGAAGAUAGUCCUAAUACUGCCACCAAUAAGGAUAAUAAGGAUAACAUUGCUGUGGGUGACGGCGAAGAAGAGGAUGAGGAUGAAGAAGAAGAUGAAGAGGGGGAGGAGGAUAGCGAGGACGCCACAGUGACAGGGGGUAGUGGUCCGCGGUUGUAUUCCUGCGACGCUUGCCCGCGUGCCGUCUUCACCACACACGCUGCCCUGCUCUCCCACGCGGAGGAGCGGCACGCAGAGCUUGUGCCUGACCACGCGCGCCUGCGACGCCUUGCUGAGAAGGUAAGUAAGGUCUGGACGCGGGCUCUCAAGGCACGCCGUGACGUCAUUGCUUUGUGGGGCAAAAAGGUUUUUAUGAUUGCCGCCCAACGUGAUGCGGGGGAAGCAAAAAUGCAGGAGGCUCACCGAGCCCGUGCGCAGUUGGAAACAGUCGUGCGUCGCUGGCACGAGAAAGCGCGUGUCUUCAUCUUUGGCAGCUCCGUCGCGAUGGGUGUGUGGGACGGCAUGGCGGACAUUGACUUUGCCGUGGUGGAUGUGGAGGCCUUAGACGCCGGCAACUGGCCGCCGCUUGAGAAGAAUGCUGUGCGCUCCAUCACGGAGCUUCUGCGACGCGCGGGGUUUUCGUUUGUUAACCUUGAGCCCAUUAGUCACGCGCGGGUACCGAUCAUCAAGCACCAUGCAUCGUCACCCAUCCUUACCGUGGCACGCAAGGACGCCGAAGAUGUUGUGGCUCGGAGUGUGCGGUUUGUGUUGAACGCACCCGCCUCAAGGGAUGAUCGGGUGAUGCUGGAGGGAAGCGUGCGGGAUGCCGUGGGAUACGCAAAUGUGCAGCAGGUAUGGUGGAAUCGCACGGGGGAUGUGAUGUCCAUGACACUGGACAGCACAACAACGGCAAUUCGAGCGGCGAUGUGCUCACCCGCCUUUGUGACACCCGCCCUACGUGCAAAAGUGCAGCCGGUGCACGACGAAUGCCGGCCGGAGCUGUACAACGUUGACUUUGACCUCAGCUUUCGCGCGUUUGGUAUUCGUAACUCCAACCUGCUGCGUCAGUACCUGAUGAGCCACCCGUGCGCCCGCCCCGGGGCCGUGGUGCUGAAGGACUGGAGCAAAACUAGCGGGGUCAACAACUCCGUCAACGGGUACUUUACAAGCUACGCAGUCAACAUCAUGUGGAUUUAUUACCUCAUCCAGAAAAAGUAUGUCCCCUACGUGGACCCGCUUGAUAUUUCAGCCUCGUUGGUGAAUGAUACAAAUGUUGAUCCCAAGUACACCCCCAUGCUAAACCCCGCACUCACACCAGAGGAACUAAGCAUCUUAUAUGAAAACGCCGGUAACAUGUUGGUGGGUUUUUUCCACUUUUAUUCGUUUGAAUUUGACUGGGAACACCACGUCAUCUCACUUAAUCGCCCCGGCAUCACGACGAAAAAGAUGCUCGGGUGGCAUGUGGAGGAUGUCGUGCCACCCAUGUCCUCUUCACUGGGUGGAGGCGGUGGCGGUGGUGGUGCCAAUAGCAUCAAUUGCGGGGUGAGUGGUGGUGGCAGCGCUCCUUCCAAGCGACACCCCACGCGCUACGAGCUGUGCAUUGAGGACCCGUAUGAGGAAAACCUGAAUCUGGGCCGCCACAUUGGUAUCACAAAGUCGUUGCGCGUGCGUACGGAGCUCUACCGUGGACUGUUGUCGCUUUUAAAGGAUGGGGAGAAGGAGUCCUGCGUCUUUGCCUCAACAGAUAGGGCGGAAUCCGCAGACUCUGCAGGGCCGCCGUCGUCCAAGCUGCCGAUGCGGGCACUGUUUAGGCUUAUGGCACUAACAACACAGGCCAUUGCGGAGGCUAAGCGUUUGUCCAGUAGUCAUGGCGCGAGUGACGAGCUUACGGGUGACGGUGCCAUUUGUGGGACGGCCACUGACGCGUUAACCCCGUCAUUGUCGCAACUGGCUUCGGCGUCCACGCCGAGGUUGGCGGGCGUCCCUGAGAAGCAGCUGGAGAAGAUUUUUCUCGAAAAGGCGGCGUUGGAGUACCAACUCACACGAAAGGUGUGGAACUGGCAUCAACUCAUCCACCGCCUAGGGUACAAAAUCCAUCGUGGCCACGUGGUGCCACGACGGGAGUUGGGAGUGCGCUGUUUCGCCAGGCGAGACGCCGAGGAGUCACCGGGUGACGCACAGGGCAACAAGAAUCCGGCGGCGCGUGGUCGAGACUUAACUGAAAGCGUUUUGCGCGACCUCAGUCGCGGCUUCAUGACGCUGACGCCGGAGUGGGUAGCUUGGUCCACCCCCUGGGCAAGCCAACACUUGCGUGGUUACAGCCGACUGACAACCACUGCAGAUGCGCCCGCUUCCGUAGGCGUAUCCGUUGUCCCGUCAGCUGCGGCUGCUUCGUCGAGUGGAGAGCCUGCGAUGGGUCCCAUGCGAGGGACGCGGCGCAAUGCAUUCCCCAUGAUAAGAAGGACUGUGCCAAGGGCAAGGGCAAUGCGGGAAUGCAUGGUGUCAUCUAUUACGCGUCUGGGUGGUGGUGUCAAACGCGCCUUACUCUCAACAUUUAUUCGAUAG